GUUAAUUAAAUUUCUUCUUUUCCUGGUGCAUCAACAAUAAUUUGUUCUCCUGAUUUCUUCUUCUUCUCCUGGUGCAUCAACACAUACAUGUUUUCCCCAAAUUAAUCUUCCAUCCCCUCCCUCUGUAAGAUGCUUCAAACACAGCCAAAAUACUUUCAUUUAUGAUCAACAACAAAUUAUUAUCAUGCAAUCAAUGAAACAAAAUCUCUGACGUGGAGUAUUCAAUUUCAUUUGCGAUGAAUUGAGAUCUUCCAUACCCUCUCAUUUGGAUUUUCUUAAUUUCUUGUUUCGUUUCUUAUCCUUUUCAAUUCUCCCUUCUUUUAAUUCACCCUGAUCGUUGCAAAGAUCAGACAGAUUUCAAAGAAAAGAGAUUCUCAGCAGUGAGCAACAGAUUGAAUAGAUAGCAAAAUGAAAUUAGGUUUUUUAAUUUUGUAGAUUGGGUUGACCUUUUCAGCAUAAAGGUUUUCAUUCUGGUGUGGAUUCGAUUCAUAGAUGAAGUUGUUAUCAUAGAAUCACAUAUUGCAUCAACGUGGUUGGGAAUUGUUUGUGGAUAUUGAAGAGCUUGAUUUCAGAAGUUUGAGUUGUGACUUAUAAGUAUAUCAGCUUAGGAUCUCCAAGUUGUUUCUGUUUCUCGAUUCGGAACAUGGUCUGUUAGGAGUGACAAAUGGGAAAAACAUGAUGAAUGCGGAAGCUAGAUUGUCUGUCAAUGGACGUAAUAGACAAGACCUUUUCUGAGCUUGUUAGCAUCAUUAAAUCAUGGAUUCCCUGGCAAUCUGAGCCAGCAAACGUGUCUCGUGAUUUUUGGAUGCCAGAUCACAGUUGUAGAGUAUGCUACGAGUGUGAUUCGCAGUUCACCUUAUUUAAUCGCAGACACCAUUGCCGUCUUUGUGGACGAAUUUUCUGUUCAAAGUGUACAACAAACUCAAUUCCUGCCCCGUUCAGUGGCGAAAGGAAUCCUUGGGACGAGUGGGAAAAGAUUCGCGUAUGCAAUUAUUGUUACAAGCAAUGGGAGCAGGGCAUAGUUUCUUUUGAUAACACUGGUCAGGUUUCAAAUCUCGAUCGUACAAUGUCAGCUUCGAGUGUUGCUAGUAGUAAAACCAGUGCGACUGCUGACAGUAGUAACAUUACUCUUUGCUCCGCGCCUUAUUCAGCUGGGUCUUAUAAACAAAUACAACAGGGUUCGUGUGCGAACAACUUACUUCAAUCACCUAAGAGGGGAAAAGACACUGAUCGGGAAGGUUUAUCAUCCUUAGGAGGGAGGAAUAUUGAUCUUAUAGAAGACCCGUUACCAAAGCAAUACGGGUUCUCGAUAAGCAGGAGUGACGAUGAUGAGGAUGAUUAUGGUGUAUAUCGGUUGGAUUCAGAUAUGAGGCAAUAUCCUCAAGUGAAUAGCUACUAUGGACAAGCUGUGCUUGAUGGGAUAAGCAACGUUGAUGGCUCACAGAAAGUGCAUCCUAGUGGAGAAAACAUUGAUGCAAAACUCUCUUCAAACUACAAUUUUGAUGCACAUGGUUUAGAAGGAACACCAAUUACUUCAAAAAAUGAAGAUGAACCUGAUAUCUGUGAUGAAAACGAAGCACCUUCCUCGUUAUAUGUUUCAGAGGACGUUGAUGCUGAACCUGUUGAUUUUGAAAAUAAUGGACUUUUGUGGCUCCCUCCAGAACCAGAAGAUGAAGAAGAUGAUCGAGAAGCUAUUUUGUUCGAUGACGAUGAUGAUAAUGAUGGGAAUUGUACUGGAGAGUGGGGUUAUCUGCGUAGUUCAAGCAGUUUUGGUAGUGGGGAGUCUCGACACAGAGAUAGGUCAAAUGAGGAGCACAAGAAGGUAAUGAAGAAUGUAGUUGACGGGCACUUUAGGGCUUUGGUAUCGCAGCUAUUACAGGUUGAGAACUUACCAGUUGAAGACAACAACAAAAACAGUUGGUUGGAAAUAAUCAUAUCUCUGUCAUGGGAAGCUGCUAAUUUACUGAAACCAGAUAUGAGCAAAGGUGGAGGGAUGGACCCAGCUGGUUAUUCGAAAGUCAAAUGCAUAGCUUGCGGGAGCCGCAUUGAAAGUGUGGUGGUUAAAGGUGUUGUUUGUAAGAAAAAUGUGGCUCAUCGGCGAAUGACGUCAAAAGUGGAUAAACCUCGUAUGUUGAUCCUUGGAGGAGCUCUUGAAUACCAGCGCGUUACCAAUCUCUUGUCGAGUGUAGAUACCCUAUUGCAGCAGGAAAUGGAUCAUCUGAAGAUGGCAGUGGCAAAAAUAGCUUCACACCAGCCAAAUAUCCUUCUGGUAGAGAAAUCAGUUUCACGAUAUGCGCAGGAAUAUCUUCUUGCUAAAGAUAUAACUCUGGUUCUCAAUGUAAAGAGACCCCUUUUGGAACGCAUAGCACGUUGCACAGGCACUCAAAUAGUGCCUUCAGUCGACCAUCUUUCAUCACAAAAGUUGGGUUACUGUGAAACAUUUCAUGUUCAAAAGUUUCUUGAAGAUCUAAUUAGUGCUGGUCAGGGUGCCAAAAAAACAGUGAAAACAUUGAUGUUUUUCCAAGGUUGCCCAAAACCAUUAGGUUGCACAAUUUUACUCAGAGGAGCUGAUAUGGAUGAACUGAAAAAGGUCAAGCAUGUGGUUCAGUAUGCAGUUUUUGCAGCUUACCAUUUGGCUAUGGAGACAUCUUUUCUUGCCGAUGAAGGAGUCUCCCUUCCAGAACUUCCGUUAAACAGUCUGGCCCUUCCAAAUAAGUCGUCUUCCAUUCAAAGGUCCAUCUCAACAGUUCCUGGUUUUAGUGUUCCUGGCAAUGAAAAGUCUCAGGCUCAUGAACCUAACGCUGAACCACGGAGAACCAAAAGUGUCACAGUUGCUGAACUAGCCUCAGCAAUUUGCAAUACAGGAUCCUUAUGUAAUGGUUCUUCUCAAUCUUUGCCACCUGGAUUAAAUCUUAACCAUUCAAGUGCCUUGUACUCCUCCACUGUUGCUUCAGGAGAUGAAAUUCCCGAGUCGUACCAUAAGAAGCUUCUUUCCACACAACCUCUGGCGAAAGAAACUACUGUGGUGGAUAACACUCCGGUUGUCGUGGAUGACCCCUCUGUAAAUGAUUCUGAUACUGCAGAGAAGAUAUAUCAAGGCAUUUUGGCUGGAAAGUCUCAAAAUGGUCAUAGCCAAAUCUAUGCAAAUCAAUUAAGUGGUUCGGAGUCGUUAUCUCCAACUAAUGCUCAAAACCAUACCGAGAAGCCUGUAAUCACAAAUGAAGAACCAGUUCCUCAGAAAGAAGAGUUUCCUCCAUCACCCUCUGACCAUCAAAGCAUUUUGGUGUCGUUGUCCUCCCGGUGUGUGUGGAAGGGAACUGUGUGUGAGAGGUCCCAUCUAUUUCGAAUUAAAUACUAUGGAAGCUUUGACAAACCAUUGGGUCGGUUUCUACGGGACCAUUUAUUUGAUCAGAGUUAUCGAUGCCAUUCUUGUGAUAUGCCAUCGGAAGCACAUGUGCAUUGUUACACACAUCGACAGGGAACACUUACCAUAUCGGUCAAGAAACUACCAGAAAUUAUCCUUCCUGGUGAAAAGGAUGGAAAGAUUUGGAUGUGGCACAGGUGCUUGCGGUGUCCAAGAAUCAGUGGCUUUCCUCCUGCUACACAGAGAAUAGUAAUGUCUGAUGCCGCUUGGGGUUUAUCGUUCGGAAAAUUUUUGGAGCUCAGUUUCUCAAACCAUGCUGCAGCCAGCAGGGUGGCAAGCUGUGGCCAUUCUCUACACCGAGACUGUCUUCGUUUUUAUGGAUUUGGGAAAAUGGUUGCUUGUUUUCGAUAUGCAUCAAUUGAUGUUCACUCAGUCUACCUUCCCCCACACAAACUGAAUUUUGAUUAUGGGAAUCAGGAUUGGAUACAAAAAGAAACAGACGAGGUGGUCAACCGUGCAGAGCUUUUAUUCUCUGAAAUACUCAAUGGUCUUGGUCAAAUUGGAGAGAAGAGAUCUAGUGCAUCUCAAAUCAAUAGUGGCCAUAAAACACCGGAAAUAAGACGUCAAGUUGCUGAACUGGAGGGGAUGUUGCAAAGAGAGAAACUCGAAUUUGAGGAAACUCUUCAAAAGAUUUUGAACCAAGAAAAGAGAAAUGGCCAACCUGGGACUGGGAUUGACAUUCUGGAAGUUAAUCGAUUGUGGAGGCAGUUACUUUUCCAAUCAUAUAUGUGGGAUCACCGCCUUAUAUAUGCAGACAGCUUAGCUAAUUCCAACAAUGAAACUGGACUAAGCAGUUCAAUUUCAGAGGAUAUGGAAAUACCUAUCGAUGAAAAUUUGACGACUGAUGUCUCCUUGGCAGGAAGGGGAUUCAGUAGUGUUGACUCCAUUUGUGGAGUAGUUGAUGCUAAAAGUUCUCAGUCAGAUGCAUUUCAUCAAGAAGUUGACAUGGUCAAAAAUAAACAAAACGAGAAAGAAGAACAACCUAAUCUUUCGAUCAGCAAAAGUAUAAAUGACCAAUCUGACCUUUUAGAACCUGAAUUGGGUGUUCGCAGAGCUCUCUCUGAGGGGCCAUUUCCUGUCGUACCUAGUUUGUCUGAAACACUUGAUGCUAAAUGGACAGGUGAAAACCAGUCAGGAAUCGGAACUCAAAAGGAUAGCACUUCUGUAAACCCUGAUACAUCUACGGCAGAUGCUCUGACGGCCACUGUACAAAGAGAAGCAUACCAUCUCGGAGAUCGCACAGAAGACCAGAACGGCUACAAGAGUAUCUUUUCUGCUCCUAAAGGUCAUGAUAACAUGGAAGACUCUUUAAGCUGGUUAGGAAUGCCCUUUUUAAACUUCUAUCGCCAAUUUAACAAGAACUUGUUUGCUAGUAGCCAGAAGUUUGAAACACUAGUUGACUACAAUCCUGUUUUUGUAUCGUCCUUCGGGAAGCUGGAACUCCAAGGUGGUGCAAGGAUGCUUCUUCCGAUUGGUAUAAAUGACACUGUAAUUCCAAUAUAUGAUGAUGAACCCUCAAGUAUUAUAGCUUAUGCCUUGAUGUCCCCAGAAUAUCAUUUUCAAUUAUCUGAUGAUGGAGAGAGACCAAAAGAUGGAUCCUCUGAGUUGGCUUCAUCGUAUUUUUCAGAUUCUGGUGCCUUCCAAUCCUUUUCAUCUGCUGAUGACGCUUUUGAUUCUCAGAAAAGUUUCGGAUCAAUCGAGGAUAUGAUAUUGUCCAUGUCUGGGACUCGUAACUCGUCAAUGUUGGACCCGGUGACGCAUACAAAAGCUAUGCAUGCCCGAGUUUCCUUUGGAGAAGAUGGUCUCCUUGGUAAGGUAAAAUAUUCUGUGACCGGUUACUAUGCGAAGCGAUUUGAGGCCUUAAGAAGAGUCUGUUGUCCUUCAGAGCUCGACUACAUAAGGUCUCUCAGUCGCUGUAAGAAAUGGAGAGCUCAAGGUGGGAAGAGUAAUGUAUUCUUUGCAAAAACCUUGGAUGAUCGAUUUAUCAUCAAACAAGUUACCAAAACGGAACUUGAAUCGUUCAUCAAAUUUGGUCCAGAAUACUUCAAGUACCUUUCAGAAUCCAUAGCAACAGGAAGUCCAACAUGCCUGGCAAAAAUUCUUGGCAUAUACCAGGUUACGUCAAAGCAUCUCAAAGGAGGUAAAGAGUCCAAGAUGGAUGUUCUGGUUAUGGAGAAUCUUCUAUUUAGGAGGACCGUAACACGACUUUAUGAUCUCAAAGGGUCGUCGAGGUCUCGGUAUAAUCCAGAUAGUACAGGGAAAAACAAAGUUCUGCUGGACCAAAACUUGAUUGAAGCAAUGCCAACUUCUCCUAUUUUUGUGGGAAAUAAAGCAAAACGAUUGUUAGAAAGAGGUGUUUGGAAUGAUACUGGUUUUCUUGCAUCAGUUGAUGUAAUGGACUAUUCACUACUUGUUGGGGUGGAUGAAGAAAAGCAUGAGUUAGUUCUUGGAAUAAUUGAUUUCAUGAGGCAGUAUACAUGGGACAAGCAUCUUGAAACAUGGGUGAAAGCUUCAGGAAUCCUUGGAGGGCCAAAGAACGCAUCACCAACAGUUAUAUCACCGAAGCAAUAUAAGAAAAGGUUCAGGAAAGCAAUGACCACUUACUUUCUCAUGCUUCCAGAUCAGUGGUCCCCACCAUCUCUUAUUCCUAGUCUUUCCCAGUCUGAUUUAGUUGAAGAAAAAGAAAACAAUGCACAGUCUAGGACUUUAGCUGAAUGAUUCUUUGUUGUGUUUUUGUAAAUUUUACUUCGAUUUUGGGGAAUCAUCAACUCCCUCCAUAUUUUUGGUUUUGAAAAUUAUAUAGGAAUUCUUUUGGUUCAAUUGUAAGUUGGUCAACUAUAGAUAUUAUAAAAAAAAAUUGUUAGAAAGAUACACACAGAGGGGGGCUUUUAGAAGCCACAUGGUAUUUGAUGACCUCUGGAUGAAAUCUUAUGUACAAAACACAUAUAGUCACAUUUGUGUCAAGUUACAUACAUGUAUACUUUUUCAGAAGUGCUCCAGUAUCUCAAAUUUCUUUUGUCAUCA
Molecule: messenger RNA, 6448 nt
Organism: Medicago truncatula (barrel medic)
Lineage: Eukaryota; Viridiplantae; Streptophyta; Magnoliopsida; Fabales; Fabaceae
Product: 1-phosphatidylinositol-3-phosphate 5-kinase FAB1B
Exons: 12
Coding region: 683-6142 (1819 amino acids)
Biological process (GO): phosphatidylinositol phosphate biosynthetic process
Cellular component (GO): endosome membrane
Molecular function (GO): metal ion binding; ATP binding; 1-phosphatidylinositol-3-phosphate 5-kinase activity
Source: RefSeq, a predicted model, not a curated record